AUGCCUUGGAGUAGCCGCUUAAGAGCAAUAUUUGGAGACCGCAACCGUCACCGGUUGGGUACAAACGAUAACAGCAAUAACAACACUAAUGAGUUUCCUGGCUCAUUCCCAGGAAGAGAAGAAGACGAAGAGGAAGAAGGUAUAGAGCAAGUUUCUAGGAACUCCACCAACUCACAUGCUUUCAGAGAAUCUAUGCACAAGAUUGGUGGAUGGGUGACUUAUCUUCUCAUCCAACCUAUAAUCAUCAUAGUUUUAAUACUAUUUCGACUACUUUCGAAAUUAAUCAGCAUAAUCUACCUUGACCCAUCAAAGUUGAACCGCGAUGAACUAACGGAUCCAAUAGAUAAAGUUUGUAAAUUUGUUCGAAACUUGGAGGAUAAUAUCCCGCCACUGAUAAACAGUUUCCAUCACAACCAACUUCCUCCGUUUUUUGAAGGAAGCUAUACACAGGCAUUAUACAUGGCGACUCAGCGUGGUAAAUUCUUAUUCAUCUACUUGACAAAUUCCCACAAUGAAAGCGCUUCAUUCAUCUUUAAUGAGAUUGUGAUAAACCCCGAGUUUAUCAGGAUAUUUACCCUGCUGAAUAACAAUGUGAUUAUAUGGGGUGGUGAUUUGACAAACCCGGAAGCUUAUCAAUUAGCUAAUAGUUUGAAUGUAACUAAGUUCCCCUUUUUAGGUUUGCUUUGUUUAACUAGAAUUACAAAGAUGACUCCCGAGGGGCCUCAAAAGGAGCCAUCAAAGAUGUCCUUAGUAGCCAAGUUACAAGGUGGUGGAAAUAUCACCAGUUCAAUGCAUAAUGGAGCUGACUUGAUUAAAAGCAAAUUCGUUAGCAAAAUCAACAAGUAUGAACCUGAAUUGAUACUCAUACGCCGAGAAUUAAAAGACAAGUUUAUGACAGAGGUCUUGAAAAAACAACAAGAGUACAACUACCUACAAUCCUUACAAAAGGAUAUGUUGAAAAAGGCUGAAAAGCUAAACGAAGCAAAAACAAAGGAAUACUUGGAAUAUAGAGCGCCAGAUUUCCUCAAUUUGACUGUACAGGCCCCUGACACUGCUAAAAUUGCAUUAAAGUUCCCCAAUUCUACACGACAAACCGUAUACUUCCCAAAAACUAUGAAGGUUGAAGAUAUAUACAUUUAUGUUGAACUAUACAAACAAAAAAUGUUGAAUGGCAAGCUGAGAAGCCGAUUGUCGACAGCAGAAGCAGAAUCCAAGUUCAGCAAUUUUCAGAUGAAGUUCAAUUUCAAAUUACUGUCUCCAUUACCACCAAGAACUGAUCUUUCCACAAAACGCUCCGAUUUAAUUGAAAAUAUCGACUUGAUCUAUCCCAACGGUUUAUUAUUAAUUGAAGAUGAAUAA
Messenger RNA from Lodderomyces oxycetoniae, 1359 nucleotides. RefSeq lists its product as uncharacterized. Gene Ontology annotation, molecular function: ubiquitin binding. NCBI's taxonomy places the organism in Eukaryota, Fungi, Ascomycota, Pichiomycetes, Serinales, Debaryomycetaceae. The record is from RefSeq and is a predicted model, not a curated record. Gene Ontology annotation, cellular component: endoplasmic reticulum. The transcript has a single exon. The coding region runs from base 1 to 1359 and encodes 452 amino acids.